AUUCAUUUUUUAAGUCAACAAAAUUGUGAAGAAAAGACUUUUCUUGAAGAAACAAACAUCAUUUUCAUCUAUGAAAAUUUUUCAAACUCCCCCAAAGUCUACUACUUUUUAUUACUCAUCCACAAAGUGAGAACUCAACUCAACUCCCAAAUACUUACGCUACACACAAGUCAAAACAACUCAAUUUUCUCUCCAAAGUUAUAGCACACAAACCACUCAAUGAAAAACAAAACCUCUUUACUAAAAACUAAGUGAAGAAUAGAAAGAGAGGAGCAAAGAGAGACUUGAGAGUUUAACUGUGUCUCUCUCAUGACAUGAACUAUAGAUUCUAGAUAUAAUCAUGGGCUUCAUUUCUUUUCUAUUUAUCUUUCUUGUUUUUAGACCAACCUUAGGUGAAGUAGUUGAUACCCUUAAACCUUUUCAAUUUAUGAGAGAUGGCACAACUUUGAUUUCAAGUGAAGGAACCUUUGAACUUGGUUUCUUCACCCCAGGCAAUUCAAACAAUCGUUAUCUGGGAAUCUGGUAUCGAAACAUACCAGAUUCCACAGUAGUUUGGGUCGCAAACCGGUGUAAACCGAUCAACGAUUCCUCUGGAUUGUUUACACUAAACAACACAGGAAAUCUUGAGCUUUUGGUACACAAUAACAAGAGUGUUAUUUGGUCUACAAACUUGUCAAAACAAGCCCAAGAACCAUUGCUUCAGCUCUUGGAAAAUGGUAACUUGGUUGUAAGAGAUGAGAAAGAUGAGAACAAAGACAACUAUUUGUGGCAAAGCUUUGACUACCCUGGUGAUACUUUUUUGUCUGGAAUGAAAAUGGGACUGGAUUUGAAGAGAGGAAUCACUUGGGAGUUGUCAUCAUGGAAGAGUUUAAAUGAUCCUUGUAAUGGAGAUUUCAGUUAUGGGAUUGAGUACAAUGAACAACACCAUACAUACCCUGAACCAAUUCUUCGAAAAGGGUCAGCAAAAUUUUAUCGAACUGGUCCAUGGAAUGGCCUACGUUACAGUGGGUGUCCUGAGCUGAGACCAAACACUCUUUACGAUUACCAGUUUGUUUACACUGAUGAUGAAAUUUACUACACUUAUAGCCUUAAAAAUAAGUCUGUGAUCACCAAAGUUGUCAUAAACCAAACAACAAAUUCUCGUCAACGUUUGAUAUGGAUUGAAACAGAGAAAAUUUGGAAGCCUUACUAUUCAGGGCCUAGAGACCAGUGUGACAAGUAUGGACAAUGUGGGGCAAAUGCAGAGUGUAUAAUAACAGAGAAUCCAAUAUGUCAAUGCUUAAAAGGUUUUAAGCCCAAGUCUCUACAGGAUUGGAAUUCAAUGGAUUGGUCUAAAGGGUGUGUAAGAAGUAAACCAUUGAGUUGCCAUGGUAAAGGGAAAGAUGGAUUUUUGAAAUUUUCUGGUUUGAAAUUGCCUGAUACUCAAUAUACAUGGGUGAAUAAGGGUAUGAAUCUAAGGGAGUGUAAGGAUAAAUGCCUUAGAAAUUGUUCUUGUAUGGCUUAUACAAACUCAGAUAUUAGAGGAGAAGGUAGUGGUUGUGUCAUCUGGUUUGGAAACCUUUAUGAUAUUAGACAAUUUCCUUCAGGUGGGCAAGAUUUGUUUGUUCGAAUUUCGGCUUCAGAAAUAGCAAGAGUUGAUGAUCCUAAGAUUGUGGAGAGAGCAGUGAUAAUUACAGCUAUUGUAAUUGGAUUAGCUUGUGGGAUGAUUUUAAUUGGGUUUUACAUUUGCAAGUGGAGAAAAUUUUAUGAUAGAAACGUUAUUAAUAAUGGAAAUAAAGGGAAGGAAGAAGAGUUGGAGCUCCCAUUGUUUGACCUACAUGAAAUUAGUAUGGCCACUAAUAAUUUUUCAGAGAACAAUAAGCUUGGAGAAGGUGGUUUUGGACCUGUAUACAAAGGUACGUUGGAGGAAGGUCAAGAAAUUGCAGUGAAGAGAUUAGCAAUGUGGUCUGGACAAGGAGUAGACGAGUUCAGAAAUGAAGUUAAACUAAUUGCCAAGCUUCAACAUCGAAAUCUAGUCAAAAUUUUUGGUUGUUGUGUUCAUGAAGAAGAGAAAAUGUUAAUUUAUGAGUAUAUGAGCAACAAAAGCCUUGACUAUUUCAUAUUUGAUGAAAGUCGAGGCAAACUGUUAGAAUGGCCUAAGCGCUUUCAAAUUAUAUGUGGAAUUGCUAAGGGACUUUCGUAUCUCCAUCAUGAUUCUAGAUUGAGAAUUAUACAUCGAGAUCUCAAAGCUAGUAAUGUAUUACUUGAUGAAGAGAUGAAUCCAAAAAUUUCAGAUUUUGGCCUGGCCAAGAGUUUUGGAGGAGACCAAAUAGAAGGAAAUACAAACAAAGUAGUAGGAACUUACGGUUAUAUGGCCCCUGAAUACGCUUUUGGUGGAUUAUUUUCAAUCAAAUCUGACGUAUUUAGCUUCGGCACAUUGAUAUUGGAGAUUAUUAGUGGAAAGAAAAGCAGAGGCUUUUAUUACGAAAAGAGCGGCAUCACCCUCAUCGGAUAUGCAUUUACUUUGAUGAAGGAAGGCAACAUAUUUGAACUAAUUGAGAAGGGCUUAAGGGAUUCAUAUUAUAACAUGGAAGAGAUAAUCCGUUGCAUACACAUUGGCCUAUUAUGUGUGCAACAAAGCCCUAUUGAUAGGCCUAAUGUGCCAUCUAUUAUUAUGAUGUUGAGUAGUGAGAGUGUUUUGCCUCAGCCAAAACCACCAGGCUAUUUCACACACAAAGAUUUGUGGGAAGAUCAUCAUUCCUCCACCACUAAACUUCUACCAUCUUACACUUUCGAUACAAACAUAUCAGAUGUUGAGGCACGAUAAAAUUUGAUUUUGAAACCUAUGAAACAUUACAAUUUUCAUUUUUUUUUGUUUAAAAUUGUAAUAUUAUUAUCCUUUCAUGUAGUAUCAAAUCAUAGGUAACUCUAUAGUACAUCUUUUUAAAAUAGAUGUUUUAGCUUAUCUAUGGGUCAAUAAUUGUUUGCAUUGUCGUCUUAAAAUUUUUUAUCUAUUCGAGCGUCAAUUAAUAUAUCUUUCGAAUUCCAAGAGUGACAA
Molecule: messenger RNA, 3037 nt
Organism: Cannabis sativa
Lineage: Eukaryota; Viridiplantae; Streptophyta; Magnoliopsida; Rosales; Cannabaceae
Product: G-type lectin S-receptor-like serine/threonine-protein kinase At4g27290
Exons: 7
Coding region: 341-2806 (821 amino acids)
Biological process (GO): protein phosphorylation; recognition of pollen
Molecular function (GO): ATP binding; protein serine/threonine kinase activity
Source: RefSeq, a predicted model, not a curated record